Molecule: messenger RNA, 2269 nt
Organism: Coturnix japonica (Japanese quail)
Lineage: Eukaryota; Metazoa; Chordata; Aves; Galliformes; Phasianidae
Gene: CASP9
Product: caspase 9
Biological process (GO): proteolysis; regulation of apoptotic process
Molecular function (GO): cysteine-type endopeptidase activity
Source: RefSeq, a predicted model, not a curated record
CCGCCGACACCAUAGCGACGCUUCCGCCUCCGGUGGCGGCCAUGGAGGAGGCCCGGCGGAGCGCACUGCGGCGGGGUCGGCUGCGGCUGGUGGAGGGACUGCGGCCUGACGUGCUAUGGGGGCCUCUGCGGGAACGAGGGGUGUUCACCAGCGCGAUGGUGGAGGACAUGCAGAGCGCCGGCACCCGAAGGGAACAAGCACGACAGCUGGUCAUUGACCUGGAGAGCCGUGGGAAGCAGGCCUUCCCUAUAUUCCUCUCCAUCCUGAGGGACACCGGGCACGGUGACCUGGCUGACAUGCUGGAUGAGGGGUGCGGAAGCCCCAUGUCCCCACCUGUGGAUCUGAGGCCUGUGCAGCUGGAGCUGCCUGGAGAAAGGCGUGACAAAAGUGUGAGAACUACGGAAUACUUGUCCAUCCCAGUCCAAGCUGAGAGUGAGAGAUUUCGGAUGCCUCCAGCACCAGCCCAGGGUUCAGCUGUUGACAAGAGCGACCACAGACUGGUGUACCAGCUGCGAGCAGACCCUUGUGGGCACUGCCUGAUCUUCAACAACGUCAGCUUCAGCCCAGACUCCAAUCUGUCACCUCGGGCUGGCUCUGACAUAGACUGUGAGAAGCUGGAGAAGCGUUUCAGGUCCUUGUGCUUCAAUGUCCAGACCCUGAGGAACCUCAAAGCUCAGGAAAUUGAUCUGGAGCUGCGGAAGCUGGCACGGCUCGACCACAGUGCCCUGGACUGCUGCCUUGUGGUCAUCCUCUCCCAUGGCUGCCAGACAAGCCAUAUUCAGUUUCCUGGAGGGAUUUAUGGAACAGAUGGCAAAACCAUUCCAAUUGAAAAGAUUGUGAACUAUUUCAAUGGGUCCCAGUGCCCGAGUUUGAGAGGAAAACCCAAACUCUUCUUCAUCCAGGCCUGUGGAGGAGAACAAAAGGACCAAGGAUUCGAGGUGGAUUUUGAAUCACCCCGAGAUGAAACCUGCCAAGGUUCCAUAGAGUCGGAUGCGAUUCCUUUCCAGGCUCCAUCAGGGAGUGUGGAUGAGCUGGAUGCUGUCGCCAGUUUGCCCACUCCUGGUGACAUCUUGGUGUCCUACUCAACUUUUCCAGGUUUUGUGUCCUGGAGGGACAGGGUGAGUGGCUCAUGGUAUGUGGAAACCCUGGACAGCGUGCUGGAAUGUUAUGCCAGUUCUGAAGACCUGCUAACCAUGUUAGUUCGGGUAUCAGACAUCGUGUCCACCAAGGGGAAGUACAAGCAGAUCCCGGGCUGUUUCAACUUCCUACGUAAGAAGUUCUUCUUCCUGUGCAAAUGAUGCUGGGGGUGUCGAGGUCCCCAUCAACGUGAGGAUUGUUUCCCUGUGGCUGGAUGGAAGCUGUCCCUGCUGUGACUUGAACCAGCUGCUCCUGGUGGCUGUGGAGGGGUCUGUCCUGAGAAAUGCAAGCUGUGAGUGCUGUCACUGGGCUGAAGUAGCCAUAAGAUGAGGACUGGCCUUGUCCCAACCUGCAGGGACAAUCUAUUGUAGGGAACAUGCUUUAGCAGGUGGGUUGGGCUUGAUGCUCUCCAGAGGUGCCUGACCAACCCCUAUGAUUCUGUCCCAGUGAUAGGAAAGGGGAAGGGAUGUGUGUUGGAAUCCCCAUUGCCAGAGUGUGCCGGCCCAGUGAUCCCAUUGUGGAGUGAGGGCCUCCCGCUGUGCUGUGGCUUUGCUCUCCUUCCUGGUGCGACUGCAGCGGAUUGGAGGAGUCAGUGGAAUUAAUUGAUGGAAUUAAUUGAUGGAAUCAAUGGAAAUAGCUGAUUUGUGCAACAAGAGAUUUUUCUGUUUGAUUGAAACAAAAAUCAAAAGGAAAAAACCAAAUUCAAACCCUUUUGUUUUGUACUCAGUCUUCUGUUCUCUCUCGUGUCCUUUUUCAGUAUAUACAUAUUGUUAGCUCUAAAACAGCCUUGUUGCAUUGUCACUAUGACCUUCAUGUAUGCAGUACCCCAUAUAUAGAGCUAUAGAAUAUAGAUGGAAAACACCUUUGGGCAUUCAAACUAGAAAGUUAGGACACGUUUUAAUGUUUAUUGGCUGUAGAUGUGGCACUGAGGGACGUGGAGGGGGUGGGUUAGGGUUGGGCUUGGUAAUCUAGGAAGGACAUCCCAGGUUCUGUACAGUUAUUCAGCACUUUGGCUGCUAGCUGGUUUCCCUUUGGAAGGUGUUAUUUGUGAGUUAGUCAGUGAAUGAUGUUUAUGCAACUGCUGUUUUUCUAAUACGCGGAGCAGUAAAUGUUUCUGUCAGUCUUGUCAAUA